Messenger RNA from Bursaphelenchus okinawaensis, 920 nucleotides. The record is from the annotation of a GenBank genome assembly. NCBI's taxonomy places the organism in Eukaryota, Metazoa, Nematoda, Chromadorea, Rhabditida, Aphelenchoididae.
AUGUCGGGCACUUCGAACACUUCUUUCAAUGAGUACGAUCAACAAUUCACAAUUCAGGACCAAAACAAGAUCAAGAAGGCCGUGAGCCAAGCCGUGAAGACGUACUUGAAGGCCGACCAAACUGAUGCUCGUCUCAAGAUCAAACUGGACUUUGCCAACGCCGACUACGUCGACAAUCAGAUGGUUAGCUACAGGUAGGUGUUAUAUUAAUCCUUUAGUGAUUACAGUUUUAUGAUAAACAGGUUUAUGUAAUUUAUAUGCUGUUUCAGACCUCCCAUCGUGGAUCUUCUGAUAGACCAAGUGGAAAACAAACAAACCAAGAAGAACACCAGUAUGUUUACAUCUUGCGAAUAUUGAUUAAAUACUGAAAUUCAUAAUUAAAAAUAUUUUCAGAUGAACCAUCUUUGCGAUCAGAAACAGAUUCCGCUUCAUCGUACCAUACCGAACGUAGCUCUGCAGGCACUGAUACCUCAUUCCGUGUUGUAGCUUCAACUUAUGGCUUCAGGAAAUCAAGGAAUGCACAACCACCAAGGGAGGUAGAGAACAAGGCCACCCGAGUAGAGAAAUGGCUAAACAACAAUGAACCGCCAAAGAAAAUCUCCAAAGAGGUCAAACCAUUUUCAAACAGAAGCCAAGUAUGUUAACAAGUUACUGCUACCGCGGUAACAUCUUACAUUGAAAUUUCAUUUGUUACCCAAGUUAUCAUCGUAUUUUAGAGAGUUAUCAGAGAGAAGAAAGCGACCGAAAGUGAAUAUUCAGACGCCACUUUGAAGUACGUUGACUCAAUGACUACGGUGGACUACGAAAGUUCGUGUGAUUCUGAAUACAAAGGUCCAAUGGGAUGUGUCAGCGAAGAGUUUGAGAAAGACAAAGCCAUAAAGAGAGUUCAAGUCGGGGGCGGGCUAGCUAUGUAUAUGUGA